AUGGGUUUAGAAGAUUUGGUCAGAAAUAAUUAUAAGAUUGACUUUACUAACCAAAAAUGCUUUCUUCCUUAUGCUUCUACAUCUGUUAAUGCAAUAGUUUGCAUCAAAGAUGUCUCAACAAUACAGUAUUUCAAUCCAACCUAUGUUACACCAUCCGUGACAGCGACUUCAGUCGCUCAAAAUCAACAAAUUCAAGCCUGGGGUAAGAAAUCGCAAAAUAAAUAUAUGUUCUUUACGGAAUUUUUAAACAUCUCGGAUAAAUUACCUCCACCACAUAUUACUGAUACUUCCGAUGGCACACCGAAGAAGAUUGGCGCCCAAGAAUUAAAAGAAAUGAUUCUCGAUCAAGUGCGCGACAAAAAAGUCGCAAAACAAAUCCUCGCCAGUAAACAAGAGGACGAAAGGGAACGACAAGAACAAAUUCAGCAAAAACAUGACAGAAAUCGAACAACAAAGCCCCAAACGACAAAAUUUGUCGCAUCCUUAAUACAAGAAGCGGAAACUACCAUAGAAGUAGAAGAAAUCAAAGAAAGAUAUGCCAAAAAGGAAGAAAUAGAGCAACCAAAUGACCAAAUUAUUACCCUUUCUAAAUAA
Molecule: messenger RNA, 594 nt
Organism: Rhizophagus irregularis DAOM 181602=DAOM 197198
Lineage: Eukaryota; Fungi; Glomeromycota; Glomeromycetes; Glomerales; Glomeraceae
Source: RefSeq, a predicted model, not a curated record